UGAGUACCAGGUGUAGCUGACAGCUCCAGUAGCAGGCGCAGGCUGAUCUUUAGGAUUUGUAAUGUCUAAACCUAAAAGUAAAAGUGAAAACGCUUUUGCACAUGUCGGAUGUGCAAUUCUUCUUUAUCACUAACUCCUACAUGCCGUUUAUACUCCCAGCAGUCAUGCUUUAUUAAACGAGUCGCUGUUGCGCCAUUUUAGGCAGCUUGUUGAACAGGAACUGACGUGUCUGGGACUAGGUGAGUACAUUUUCCGGCCUUAAGGAAAUAUCCAGCUUGAAAUAUCGGAAAGUUGGAAGGCAUUAUCUCCAGUAGGAAUCUGCUUUUUUUUUAAUUGACUAUCCUUGUUCAUGGCAAGGCGAAGUUACAAUGGACCAGAUGUCCAGUGGCAAUGGCUAUGAGCUGGACAAUUUGGCCACUUUUACAGUGGCUCGCCCAAAGGGACCAGUGGGGAAGGACGAGGCUUUGCGCAUGGAGGUAGACGCAUUGGAUAAAAUGCAACAUGGACGGAGAAACAAAAUCCAAGCCCAUGCAUUACAUAUGAAAGCUCGUCCUAAUGCACAAGUAUCUGUAACAUCGCUCAACCAGCGGGAGAAAGACCUCAUUGUCUUUGCAGAUUCCGAACCCAAUAAGGAGACAGAGAAAGACUCAUUUUCAGACAUUAAUUUAGAAACAUUGACCGAUAAGGAGCUGGAGAAGCUGCUUUUGGAUGAUAACUUUGGCAAGUCCUCAUCUCUGUUGCGACGCAACCUUAGUGCAUCGAACAUGGGUGGCCAAGCUUUCAAUCAAAAUCCUUUACACUGGACAUCCACUUCAAAAUCCACUAUACCCACCCUGACUCACCUGCAGGGCUCAGUUUUUCCUUUCCAGUCUCUUCACCUCUCUGCCCAACAGAGCCCUUUUCUUCCUUUUGGGUCAGUCCAGCCAGUCACUCCUCAGGUUUUUCAUCAGCCAGUCAUCAGCCCAGAAAUGGCUAAGCUCUUUGACAAGAUUGCUAGCACUUCGGAGUACGUGAAGAAUGGCCGGUCUUCCAUUGUGGCUGAAAGUUCUGUUAGCGUCAAGUCUCUGGAACCCGUACUCCACUCUACUGAUCCUCCUAACAUAAGCCGCUUCGACUGGCUAGAUCUGGACCCUCUCAACAAGCGCAGAGUGGAGGUAGAGGAGAUUCCUGGGGCACUAUGUGGACCUUUGAUAGUGGAGUCUGUGCCUGCUAGUGACCCCUGGGAUGCAGUGUUGCAAGAGGAGACAGAGGUCACAAAGAGCAACAGUUCUGAUUCUCAGAAACAAGACAAGUGCACUGUAUCUUCUCCAACCAGAAGGGCCUCUACAGGAAUGGCAAUUACCAAGAACCACGUGCCUGCAACCUUCCUACGCAGCCAGAGUAAAAUCACUAAUGAAAGUGGGAAUGUGCUUCCGAAGAGUGUUAUUUUGCAAGAAAACUGGGGCCAGAAUUUAGAAGUCUUAGCAUUCUGUGAAGACAUUGCAAAACUAAAAUCAAAAUUUGCAUAUGAUGAUCAUUCUACCAAUCCUGGGUAUGUUUUGAGCCCAGUGAUCUCUCACAAGGAGGUAGGGGGAGACAAUAAUAGCAGUGUGAAAGUUUCCAUUGAAAUUUUGGACUCCCAACAGCCUUUGACCUUCACCUGUGAUGUGAGUUCACCAGUGGAGCUGUUGAUAAUUCAGGCGCUGUGCUGGGCCCAUGAUGACUUAAGCCAAGUGGACAUCAGCAGCUAUGUCCUGAAGGUUUGUGGCCAGGAACAGGUCCUACAAAAUAAACACAGUCUGGGCAGCCACGAGUAUGUGCAGAAUUGCAGGAAAUGGGAGACUGAAAUAAAGCUGCAACUCCUUACUCACAGCACCAUGAAGAGAGACCUCGCCCGAACAAAAGAUGACGAUACCUCACCAAUUGACUUGGAGAAAUACCUUGGUGAUAUCGAGAUGCCGUUUAAGAAAACAGUCACAAGAGAGAACAUCGCUGAACGUUUAGAGGAAUAUGACAAGCAAGUCAACAUCUGCCUUCAGAAUGAGAGCACACGGUACAAAGCAGUGGACCGAGUAAUCCAAGUGGUUAAAACUUUGUGUUAUUUGCUGGAUGAGGUGGAAACACCAGCCAUAACUGAUGCUGUGCGAAAACUGAAGCAUUCGGUCAACCUUUCUAAAACCUGCUCAUCAGAGGGUAAUGGCAGGUCAGGAAUUUCAACUAACGGUCAUGCAAGUGCAGUGGAGGAGCACCUAACGGCCCUUACAAAUGCAGUGUAUGAUUUGGUCAAGAUCUACCUCAGCUCAUUCUGCCUGGCCUUGCCUGUUCAUGCGGACGAAGAUCAUCCAGAAAAGCAGAGGGACAGCAUAGAGGUGUCAGGCAUCACUGACUAUGUACACGUCAUGCUUUUUGCCCUACAUGGAAUUUCUACCGCAUGGGUUAGCAGUUAUGAAAAGUUCUACAUAAUGUGUUCUUUGAUGCACAAUGGUGGGAAUCUUUUGAAGCCCAUCAAGUCCAAGAAAGUUGGGAUAUACAAGAGCUUCUUCUAUCACAUCAAAUGGGAUGAAAUGAUAAACUUUCCCAUCUCGGUCUCCUUGUUACCUCUGGAGACUGUUUUGAGCCUGUCUCUCUAUGGAGUUCUCAACCCGAAUUCUAGCAACUCUCCUGAUUCCAACAAACAACACAAGGGUCCAGAACUGUUAGGAAAAGUCACCGUACCUCUCUUUGAUUUUAGGCGGGUGUAUGCUCAAGGGACUAAGCUGCUGAGUUUGUGGACAGCUCCUACAUUUUCCUUGCCUGGAGCUGUAGGAAAGAAUAAGAACUCGGAAGAGAGAAUCAUACUGCAGAUAGAUUUACCUAGUCUACAAGAGGAUGUGCUCUACGUAAUUCCCCCAGAGACGCCUUUCCCUGACCUUCAGUCUCUAGAAACGCCUGAUCCAGACAUCCGAAGGAGGAUUGAAAAGCUCUGUGCAUUAGCAUCAUCUUCCAGACUGACAAGGGCAGACAUGCAGUUUCUUUGGGAAAAGCGGUACCACUGCCACAAAUAUGAACACAGUCUUCCUAAGAUUUUAGCUAGCGCACCAAGCUGGAACUGCAUCAACAUAGCUGAGAUCCACAAACUCCUACACCACUGGUCCCCACUAUCUCCUGUCUGUGCCUUAGAGUUGCUAGAUUCAAAAUUUGCAGAUACAGAAGUUCGGCACAUGGCUGUAAGCUGGAUUGAGAUGUGUACUGAUGAUGAGCUAACUGACUACUUGCCUCAGCUUGUACAGGCUCUAAAGUAUGAAAGACAUUUAAAAAACUCCUUGGUUAUGUUCCUGUUGUCCAGGGCACAAGGAAAUGUCAAUGUUGCACAUCAACUUUACUGGCUGCUGAGGGAUGCCAUACAGGAGGCUGUGUUUGGUGAGCGCUAUAGCCAUGUGCUUGGAGCUCUGCUUUGCAUGUGUGGUGCUGGACUAAGGGUUGAAUUCGAGAAGCAGACGUGCCUAGUGCAAUUACUGGGAGCACUGGCAGAAAAUGUGCGCCAAUCCAGCAGCUCGAAUCGACAGAUGGUGCUCCAAGAGGGUCUAGAAGGAGUCCAGUUAUUUUUUCAGAAGGACACCUGCAGACUUCCCCUGAGUCCCAGUCUAGUGGCCAAGGAACUUAAUAUAAAGGCCUGCUCCUUUUUCAACUCCAAUGCUGUGCCACUAAAGCUUGCGCUGGUCAAUGCAGAUCAGCUGGGAGAAGAAAUUAAUGUCAUGUUUAAGGUGGGAGAGGAUUUGAGACAGGACAUGCUGGCACUACAGAUGAUUCGGAUCAUGGAUCGAAUAUGGUUACAGGAAGGGCUGGACCUACGUAUUGUCAACUUCAAAUGCAUCUCAACUGGAAAAGACAAAGGCAUGGUAGAAUUAGUCCCAUCCUCUGAGACACUAAGAAAGAUUCAAGUGGAAUAUGGCGUAACAGGAUCCUUUAAGGACAAACCUCUGGCUGAGUGGCUACGGAAGUACAACCCUGCUGAGGAUGAGUACGAGAGGGCAUCAGAAAACUUCAUCUAUUCAUGUGCAGGCUGCUGCGUGGCUACUUAUCUGCUUGGCAUUUGUGACCGGCACAAUGACAAUAUUAUGCUUCGUACCACGGGGCACAUGUUUCAUAUUGACUUUGGAAAGUUUCUUGGCCAUGCACAGAUGAUUGGGAGUUUCAAAAGAGACCGAGCACCGUUUGUCCUGACCUCCGAUAUGGCCUAUGUCAUCAAUGGCGGUGAAAGACCCACAAGCCGCUUCCAGCAUUUUGUGGACCUGUGCUGUCAAGCAUACAAUCUGAUCCGCAAACACUCCAGCCUCUUCCUUAACUUGCUGUCCCUGAUGAUGCAGUCAGGCUUACCGGAGUUGACUGGAGCCCAGGACCUGAAAUAUGUGUAUGAUGCUCUGCAGCCUCAAAGUACAGAUACGGAAGCAACCAUUUUCUUUACCAGGUUGAUUGAGUCCAGUCUUGGCAGUGUAGCCACAAAGUUUAAUUUUUUUAUCCACAACUUGGCCCAGCUGCGUUUUUCUGGAAUGCCAUCUAAUGAUGAACCCAUCCUGUCUUUCUCUCCACGCACAUACACCCUAAAGCAGGACGGUGGUAUUAGAGAUGCUUCCAUCUUCUCUUUCCAGAAAAGAUACAACCCUGAUAAACAUUAUACAUAUGUAGUGCGCAUUUUAAGGGAGGGCCAGAGUGAACCUCAAUUUGUCUUCCGUACAUUUGAUGAGUUCCAAGAGCUGCACAACAAGCUCACCAUAAUAUUUCCUCUAUGGAAGAUUCCAGGGUUCCCCAACAAGCUGGUUCUGGGACGGCAACACAUCAAGGAAGUGGCCUCCAAAAGAAAGGUGGAGCUGAAUAUUUAUGUACAUAACCUCAUGACGAGUUCAGCAGAAGUUGCACAGUGCGAUCUUAUCUACACAUUCUUCCAUCCACUCGCUAAAGAUGACAAAACAGAGGGACUGGAUGGACUUCUUAAAGUACCAGAAGAGAUGCCACCAAGUCCUGCUGCUGGGCGCGUAGGUGGAGAAGUGAAGUUAUCACUGUCUUACCGAAAUGGAACUCUGUUCAUUAUGGUUAUGCACAUCAGAGACCUUGUGUCUGAUGAUGGAGCAGACCCCAAUCCAUAUGUUAAAAUGUACCUGCUUCCAGACUCCCACAAAACCUCAAAGCGAAAAACAAAGGUCUCCAGGAAAACCAGAAACCCCACGUAUAAUGAAAUGUUGGUGUACAGUGGCUACAGUAAGGAGACGCUGAAGCAGAGGGAGCUCCAACUGCAUGUGCUAAGUGCCGAGUAUUUGCGCGAGAACUGCUUCUUAGGCGGAAUCACCCUCAGCCUCAAAGACAUUGACCUGAGCCAGGAAACAGUCAAGUGGUACAGGCUUACAGAAGUCCCCUUCUAAUCUAACAGGACCAGAGAAUGACAUCAAUGACUUGACAAAGGACAAUGAUAUUUAAUAGAAAUAUUCUAUCUAAAUAAUAAAUCUAGAAGACAACUCCAUACAGAUUUUGCAUGUUGUCCUCUAAAUCCUGUCACAUGACUUCUGCAGUAUAUUUGCAUUUCACUUUAAAAACUGAUAUUUUUGUACAUUUUGUCAUUAGAGGACCAAAAUCAGUUAGAGUAUAUGUGUAUAUGGACAUGUAUAUUUGAAAAAAGGGAUUUUUACACAUUCUACUUUACUAUAUAAAAAAAGCAUUAAUAUCCUUUUUAAUGGAUUAAAAAUUUAUUGUGAGUAGACAGGUACAGGAAAAUCAUAAAUGGUAGUGGUCAUGUGCCAAAUGAACUGAAAUGACUACUCAAAAUACAGAAGGUUUUUCUUCCCUGAAAGUAUUAGGUUUCCUAUAUUACACUAUUCAUUGUUGUUGACUCUUCUAAUGGUUUUCCAUCUAUGGUGCACAUUAUUGAAUGCUAAACUGAUUCUUUUGAUCUCAUUCCAGUUUCAAAAUCCUCUCAUGAAAUGUCUAUUCCAGUACUUUUUUUUUUGUUUUGUUUUUUGUUUGUUUUUAAUACUUAGGAGUGUUAUGGCAAGAACAUUGGAUUGUAAUCUAAUCAACUUUCUUGUGCUACUAAGUAAACUAAAAUGAACCACGAGUUAGAAAUCUUUUUUUUGUAUAAUGGUUUUUAAACUCCACUCGUUUUUUUGAGUAUUUUAAUUGGCUAGUCGUUAAUCUAAACAAAGUAGUGUAUAAUGUAUUCUUUUUCCUCCACAUGGCGAAUUAAAUGUAUUUAAAUAAGGUCUUGAAUUCAUUAUUUUGAAUUGGAUAGUUCACUUAUAAUAGUAUUUGUUGUUUAUAGUUAGUCAGGUCCAUGAUCAAUUUGAAGAUCAGCAGAUAAAAUUUCAUUAUUAAUGUUUGGUGAAAAGAUUUUUCAUGGGGAUUUUACAUAAAAAAAAAAAAAAUUCAUGAAAAUAAAGGACCAGUAGACUUCAAUGAUCCAUCAUCAUAUUUUACAGUGCUGUUUCUUUCAUGUAGUUGCCUUUGAUUUACCAGACAUUCAGAUUGUCACUGUAUGGAUUUUGAACACCUGACUAUAAGAUUCCUUUGCUGUUCUAAUAAUCUCCAUUCUUGAGAUGAUGUUUUACUGUUUUGUGGUGUAGUGACAAAUUUGUGCUCAAUCAGCAAUAAUGGCAAUAAAGUCUGGUACUGAUGUAGGAUGAGAA
Molecule: messenger RNA, 6632 nt
Organism: Silurus meridionalis
Lineage: Eukaryota; Metazoa; Chordata; Actinopteri; Siluriformes; Siluridae
Gene: pik3c2a
Product: phosphatidylinositol-4-phosphate 3-kinase, catalytic subunit type 2 alpha
Exons: 33
Coding region: 369-5375 (1668 amino acids)
Biological process (GO): phosphatidylinositol-mediated signaling; cell migration; phosphatidylinositol 3-kinase/protein kinase B signal transduction
Cellular component (GO): phosphatidylinositol 3-kinase complex; plasma membrane; cytoplasm
Molecular function (GO): phosphatidylinositol binding; 1-phosphatidylinositol-3-kinase activity; 1-phosphatidylinositol-4-phosphate 3-kinase activity
Source: RefSeq, a predicted model, not a curated record